Tigriopus californicus is the source of this 1338-nucleotide messenger RNA. Its product is annotated as phosphotriesterase-related protein-like. The record is from RefSeq and is a predicted model, not a curated record. NCBI's taxonomy places the organism in Eukaryota, Metazoa, Arthropoda, Copepoda, Harpacticoida, Harpacticidae. The coding region runs from base 138 to 1196 and encodes 352 amino acids. The transcript is spliced from 7 exons. Gene Ontology annotation, molecular function: zinc ion binding; hydrolase activity, acting on ester bonds. Gene Ontology annotation, biological process: catabolic process.
UUUAUAUUCAACUCAUGCGCGGUUACAGAAUCCCCCACUCAACCUCCGUUGUCUCCAAGCUGCUUGGAACUCACGUUAAGAGAAUAUUUUACGACCACCAUUCAAAUUGUGGUCAAAUCCUAACUUGAGCGUUAGUGAUGACAGGCAUGGUUACCACGGUGUUGGGUCAGGUGCCGGCCUCGGCCUUGGGUACCACCCUCACCCAUGAACAUUUGUCCAUGAGCUUUGACGUGUGCUUUGUUCCGCCCCCGUCUCGCCAAUCCACGCGAGCGCAACUCCCGUGGACACUGGAGCACGCCCACUGGAUCCGCCAGCACCCGUAUAGUCAUGCCGAUAACAUAGUGCUCAAUGAUGAGGCGGCCGAAUCGGCGGUAAGACAGAGUGUGGCGGCAUUCAAAGCAGCCGGAGGCGGAUGUCUGGUCGAGAAUUCUACCUUCGGACUCCAUCGCCACACCGCCUUCCUGGCCGACUUGGCUCGCGAUACGGGCGUGCACGUGGUGGCUGGUACGGGCUAUUAUGUGGCUGGAGCUCAAACGGAGUCAUCGCUGAAUUUGAGCGUGGAACAAUGUGAGGACCACAUGAGGGCUGAGUUGACUCACGGUUGCGUGGACAAUCCGAAUGUCAGGGCCGGAAUCAUGGGCGAGAUCGGUUGCUCGUUCCCUUUGCAUGCAUUUGAACGCAAAGUGGUUCAGGCGUGUGCCCAGGUGCAACAAGAGACGGGUUUUGCGGUCACUUUUCAUCCAGGUCGAGAUGCUCAAUCGCCAUCUGAAAUCAUGGACGUUUUCUUGGAAGCCGGCGGUACUCGAGAACGAGCCAUUAUGGGCCAUUUAGAAAGAACCAUAAAAGAUCCGGCGGAACUAUUGGAUUUGGCCCAAAGCGGUGUCUAUUGCCAAUUCGACUUGUUUGGCAUUGAAAAUUCGUACUACCAGUUAGCUGGGGCAAUUGAUUUUCCCAGUGAUGCCCAACGCAUGGACAUGAUCAAGUUACUCGUGGAACAUGGCUUCGAAGACCAAAUAUUGGUGGCUCAUGAUAUUCACACCAAGCAUCGACUGGAACAAUAUGGUGGGCACGGAUUCGCACAUUUAUUGGACCAUGCCAUUCCGAAAAUGAAGGCUCACAAAGGCUUCACCGCCGAGACCAUUCACAAGAUCCUGGUGGACAAUCCGGCACGAAUUCUGGCCCAAGUGCCUCACUGAUUUUUCAUGGACAAAACUGAAAUAAUCCACCACUCCACUCUGUGAUGGUUGGGCUAUUAACUUGCUCCUCCAGAUUGACGAUACGCCACCAGAUCUUGGUCCAAGGCAUGUUUAGUGCGAGACAUAUAUUGGUCCAAUUGAG